GAUAAUAAUACAUGAGGGUGGAUUCAAGUUAAUAGCGAGAAGACACGAGGGCAUUUAAGUCAUUUACUGUUUGUAGACGUAUGGUCAAUCCCGCUUUGGUGUUACGUGAAGUGUUGGCUCCUAUAUAACCUCGUCUUCUCCAACUUGUUCUUCCCCAUAAAUCUGAUAAUCAAUAUAUAUCAAAUACUCAAAACAAAAGAGAAAGAAAUUAAAGAGAGAGAUGGGAAACAGCCUAAGGUGUUGUCUGGCUUGUGUUCUUCCAUGUGGAGCACUAGAUUUGAUCAGGAUCGUUCAUCUAAACGGCUACGUUGAGGAGAUCACACGGUCAAUAACCGCCGGAGAGAUCCUCCAAGCAAACCCUAACCAUGUCCUAAGCAAACCAUGUUCUCAAGGAGUUGUCCGCAAAAUCUUGAUCUUGUCUCCUGAAUCCGAGCUCAAACGAGGAAGCAUCUAUUUUCUCAUCCCCGAUUCUUCCUUGCCGGAGAAGAAAAGGCGGAGAAAGGACACUCCUCGCCGGAAGAAGAAUCUCCAAAACCCUAGUGCCGACGCCGCCGGCCGAGAAAUUAAAGGUGAUGAGGAAUGUGUGAAGUUGUGUGAGAAGUACUUAGAAGAAGUAGUGUCGUCGGCGUCGACAGGUAAAGAGCACCGUCAUCGCCGGCGGCACAGCAGAUCGGCGUCAGUAUCCACGUGGCGACCUCUCCUUGACAGUAUCUCUGAGGAUCUUAAUUAAUUCCUCUUUCCUUUAAAUCUCUUUUUUUUUUGUUGCUUCUAGCUAAUGGUGUUUUUUGUCCGGAAGCCGGAUUUUUAUCAUUCUCUUUUUCAUUUUUUCUCUCUUUUUUUUUGGUUUUGGGGAAAUUUUCACGAAAAGAGUUAUAUAAUGUGGAUAAGAUCUGUGUUAAAAUUCGGUUGUGAUUUCGAGUCACCUGAGAAUGAUGAUAUUCAAUCUGAUAAUCAUUGAUCAAAAGCGAAACAUAUAUUGUUGAACAUGUUAACAUUAGUAUAAAUUACAUGGAAUAAGAAUAAAUAAAGAGAACGGUUA
This is a messenger RNA of Arabidopsis thaliana (thale cress), 1039 nucleotides long. Its product is annotated as 6,7-dimethyl-8-ribityllumazine synthase. The transcript has a single exon. Bases 221 to 730 code for a protein of 169 amino acids. NCBI's taxonomy places the organism in Eukaryota, Viridiplantae, Streptophyta, Magnoliopsida, Brassicales, Brassicaceae. The record is from RefSeq and is marked reviewed.